AGAAAGUGGGAAUAUUCUGUGCACAAUAGAGCAAAUCAUAACAAAAAUGACAAUAUCUAAUUUGUUGCAGGAUGCCAAUUUCUCGUUCUAAAUUAGGGAAUUUAAUUGUUUGUGGAAUAUAUUCCGAACAUUCAGUAACAAGUAUGGACCAAAUUUUAAGCGGACUUAUUAAAAGUAACCACAAUGAGAAGCUGAAAGUCAAUAUUAUUAAGAAAAAAAUCGCCCCUGCGGGUGCUCAAAAACAUAGCGAGGGUGAAGUAAUGAAAGUAUUGGCUGUAUGCUGGGAUGCAAUUCUGCAAGGAAUGACUACUUUUGAAACGGAAGAUUGCAAAGAGGUCUAUGUAUCUUGGGCAAAAAACAAUCCACAAGCGUUCUAUACUUUUUUUGAUGAAAACAAAAUAGAUGCACUAUUUAAUGGCACCUAUAUAUCAACCCCAAUUAAUAUAAUAUGGAUUGCUCAUCAGAGUGCUAUUCUAAUUCGAGAAACAUCAACUUUUCAGUAUUUCACAGGAAUAUUUCAUUCGAAAUUUUCAGAAAUACUAGCCUCAGAAAAUAAUCUGGAUCUUUUAGCUAAUAUUUGCCGAAUGAUGAUUGAUUUACCGGAGCUAGCUCUAUGCAAAGGAAAAAAUGUUAUAUUUUGUAUAUACAUAGUGAAAAGUGUAUCAAAAGUUACUUUACCGGAUAUCAAUGAUCCUGCAAUUUUAAGAAGCUUUGCCUCCAAAGUUACGAACGAUAUUGGUAGAUUAAUGAAGAUAAUAUGGAAAGCGGAUAGUAAUAGCCUGUAUGUCAGUUUACAAACGAUAUUCAGGUUUUUAUGUCAAGAGAAUGAAAAUGACGACUCAUCAUUUGCCCAUGCUGGAUUAAUCUCUAAUGUACCCACAAAUUAUAUUGAAAAGUCUAGUGAAUACAUCUGUAAAUUCGACGGAAGCGAUACAGCUCUUUUCAAAGUGCUGGAAAAGAUAAUCGAAUGGCUACGUUGGCCCAUCACCAAAAAUAUCGAUCGUUUAAUAUCAUCUGUAUUAGUUACACUUGAACGAUCAUCAAGGCAUCUAGUCCUACUGGAGUGCAUUGCUAUAAAAGCAAAAUUUGUACUAUCUUUAAUAAAGGAUCCAAAUACAAGAACAAGUUCUUGUAAAGUUCUAGAACAUAUGUUGUUACGAUAUGUACAGCCUUUACCAACUGUUUUCCAUUCUCUGUUGGAUGAUUUUAUCAUUUUAAUAGAAAAAUUAAAUAAGAACGGUGAUAAAGAAACACUAAGGAAUGUUGCCAAUAUAAUCUAUGGGCUAAUGCAUAUCUAUUCUGGUUUUCCUGAUUUAUACUUACCCAUUAGUGAUACAUUAAAAAGUUUAGGAAUUUCCAAGCCAAACGACUUAAUAUUGCAAAGCUACAAAGACAAUUGUAAAGCCCUACUCACCGAUGAUAUACGAGAGGGAAUAAUUAGCUCUUCCAAUACUAACGACAGUCGUAGGGGAACUCUUCGAAAAAUUGGAUUGAUAAACGAAGGAAACACUUGUUAUAUAAACUGCGUGAUUCAAGCUCUUUAUAUGUGUAAAAUAAAUAAUGUUCUAAGUGCUCAUAUCUCGGUUGAAGAAUCUGAAUUUAGGGAAUUACAGAACCUUUUCGCCAUAUUGACUUUUGCUAGAAAAUCAGUAGUUAGCGCUCUGGAUUUUAUAAAUGCAUCGGUACCACCGUGGGUCAGGGAUAGUAAGGGAAAAGCACUACUGACCCAGCAAGAUUGCUAUGAAUAUUUAAGUUAUUUACUGGAUCAGUUGGAUGAAAAAUCAGCAACGAAAGAUAAAGUUAUUGAUAGAUUAUUCACUGGAGAAAUGUCUUUUUUUAUGAAGUGCUUAAAUUGUUUAAAUGUUUCGGUUACGAAACAGCCUUUCAAAGUAUUAAAUCUUUCAUUUCCUAAAUGUAACGAACUUGAAGAUUUAUCUCUCGAAACUCUAUUCUCUCAUUGGAGAGCUCCUGAAAAUCUUAGUGGGGAGUGUCAGUAUGAAUGUGAUGUUUGUAAUAGCAAGCAAGACGCUGAACGAUCACAGAAAAUUACCAAAGUUGGUGAAUACUUAAUCCUAACACUUGGCAGAUAUCGAUCGAUUGGAGGAAACAGUGAAAAGAUUCGAACUAAUGUCACAUAUCCAUAUAUAAUACCAUCACCUUCGAAUAACGGUGAUAAAUAUCAUUUAAAUGCCGUUAUAUUUCAUCAUGGUUAUUCUUUAAGUCAUGGACACUACUAUACCUAUGCUCGUGAGUCUGAUCAAUGGAUAUUAUUUAACGACGCUGUCGUCAGAGAAACUGACUUUGAUUGUCUCAAGACUGUAACCAAAAGAAUACGAGAAGAGAGUGCAUACGUUUUGGUUUACGUCUUGGAAGGUUCUAUUAAUGACGAAGAAAUGAAUGAGGCGACCUACAACCGCUUGUAUUCCAAGUUUAAACACAUUAUUAUGAAAGCUGAGGAAAGCACAGAAAAAGAGCAAAACAAUGGUAGGUUUUAUAAAUCAAAGCGCUGGGAUAAAGACGAUAGAAAUCCACCAGGAUCAUGCGGCGGAGGUGGUGGCGGUGAAUGGAAUAUUGGAGAAUCUAAUAGAUUCGUUUUUUAA
Dimorphilus gyrociliatus is the source of this 2600-nucleotide messenger RNA. Lineage: Eukaryota; Metazoa; Annelida; Polychaeta; Dinophilidae. The record is from the annotation of a GenBank genome assembly.